Molecule: messenger RNA, 1772 nt
Organism: Tetranychus urticae (two-spotted spider mite)
Lineage: Eukaryota; Metazoa; Arthropoda; Arachnida; Trombidiformes; Tetranychidae
Source: RefSeq, a predicted model, not a curated record
AUUUCUUGGUCAAACCAAUCGUAAUCUUCAAUGACAACUCUACUAUUUGAAAACAUUUGAAUCCUGGUUCAUCAGACGAGUACGCUAAGGAUGCAAUUGAACGUUAUUGAUGGAUCUGCUAAAUUAUUCACUUCUCAAAGGAGAACGCCAUCGAGGUACAAUUUAACCAAAUUAGCAUCGGAUAAUUUCUUCUUAAAGUCACUUUCAUUCAAGACAUUACCUGGAUCAAUAAUUAUUAGAAGGAUUGUUAUUGUUUUCACCUUUGCUGGAAAUGUUUUUAAUCUCUAUCUUCGCUCAAGUAUGCUGUUUACAUUGAAUGAUAUCAAAUUCAAGCAAGUUUUCGACAUUUUUGAACAAUCAAUUUUCUGCCUUUGCUUCAUUUUCAUCAGCUCUGGACCUUUUCACAUCAACUUGGACAAUUUUUAUGAAAAUUUUGACUCCAUUUGGAGAAGGAUUAUAAUUGCUCAAGGAACCGUUUGUGAAACAUUCAUUUUAAGUGAAACCAAAAGAAUUAAUCGAGAAUUGAUUGUUAUGCUGUUAUUGGGAACAACCAUGUUGCUAGGAUUUGCAUUGCUCGGUAUUUUUGGUAAAGAUGAACUCUGGCAAGCUUCGAUCACUUUUUUUGCAUUAGCUUACACACUUUACCUCAACAUUGGUUAUAUUUAUAUUUUAAGACUAUCAGUUGGCUUGAUUAAAGCUGGUUUUCAAUCCAUUGAGAGUCGAUUAGAGACCUGUUCAGUCACGUUGGCCAAUCUGGGACACGUACGGUUAUGUCGACAAAGUCAUAAUCAAAUUAUUCAAUUGAUCGAUCUUCUUCAAACUACAUUUAAGCACGUCUUCUCAGCUUUUAUAUGUUUUUUUGUUCCUCAAUUUGUCUUCGGGUUCUACCAAUUAGCUGUAUCUUCACAAACCAUUUUGAUCAAUGUAGUCACUAUUGGUUGGAAUUCUGUUAAUUUUUAUUUCGUACUUAUUUUAGCCGAGGGAUUGAUUCUUCUCAAUACUCUUCCCCAAUCAUAUUAUUUGGCUCUUUAUCUAACAUCUUUUGGGGAUAUCAGUGGCUUGGUUAAAAUUGAGAUCAAUCACUAUCUCAAUUAUGUUGCCAGCAAGGAUGUCGGAUUCAGAUUGUGGGGAAAUUUUCUAGUCAAUAACGAGUUAAUACCCAAAUUAUGUGCAGUUGUAUUCAGUUAUUUAACAGCAGGAGUUAGUUUCUUACAAUGAUUUGAUUUCCACCAAAAAUAUGUCGAUGCCAUUGAAAUGAAACGCAUUUUAGAGACACUUAAUCAUAAAAAUUUGAUAAAUGGUUGAUUGUUGAGUCACGACAACUGCUGAUGGGUGUGAAUCAUCUAAUAAUUACAGUUGGCUCACAAGCCAUAAACACCGAUUCAAUUUUUAAUCACAAUCGAGUAUUGGCUUGCAAUAACAAAUUGAUUCCAUUGUUGAGAUUGUUUCAAACAUUAAUUCUUGAAAAUCUUCGUCUUCAAUGAAAAUAUUGAAUCGAUAAAUUGUGUUUUUUUCAUUUAUAUAAAGCAUAGAAUGAAUUUAGAUGUUCAAAUAAUGAACUCAAUUCUUCUUCCUGUAAAUUUUUCUUUUUGAAUCAUUAUUUUGUUCAUUAAAGCAAAUCAAUAAUAUGUAUUAGACUGACUCCCAUGUAACAAAUUCAAAAUAUGCUAUUUGUAUAUGUAUCUCUAUGCUUUAUCUGAUGAUUGACCAAAACAAUUUUCUCAACAUGUACAUUGACAUGAAAUAAAACAAGAUUUAAACUGAAAUUGAAA